CUUAGAUUGGAAUCGCCUAGUGUGUAUUGUAAAAUUCUUCAAUUAUUAUUUUUACAGAAAUUUCAACCGUUAAUUAAAUAUAUAUUUUACUGGUCAUUCUUCUACUUAAAACCUGAUUCUAUUUAAAUAAAAUGUUAUUAAAUUAUUACGUGUGCACAUUAUUUACUUUAAUAUUUUUAGCUUUUUCGAAUGCAUCUAAAGAAACGUUAGUACUGUUGAACAAUUUAGUGAUCAAAGAAACACAUUCGAUACUUUUUAAAACUCUUAAAGAUAGAGGAUAUCAAUUAACAUUUAAAUCAGCUGACGAUCCUUCUUUAGUGCUUUCUAAGUAUGGAAAAUACUUUUAUGAAAAUUUGAUAAUAUUUGCCCCAAAUGUUCAAGAAUUUGNAUACUUUUAUGAAAAUUUGAUAAUAUUUGCCCCAAAUGUUCAAGAAUUUGGUGGAUCAUUGGGAGUAGAUACCAUUACUGAAUUUAUAGAUAAUGGAGGCAAUGUGUUAUUUACUGGUGGUGCUUCAACUGGAUCUGCUCUCAGAGAACUAGCUGCAGAAUGUGGUUUUGAAGUAACAGAAGAAAACUCACAAUUAAUAGAUCAUUUAAAUUAUGAUGCCAGCGAUCCUGGAAAACAUACUAGAGUGGUUGUAAGUUCUUCAAAUUUGAUUAAGUCUGAAGAAAUUGUAGGGAAACCCAAUAAUAAGGAUUUAUUGUACGAAGGUACUACCAUUAUU
Molecule: messenger RNA, 725 nt
Organism: Daktulosphaira vitifoliae (grape phylloxera)
Lineage: Eukaryota; Metazoa; Arthropoda; Insecta; Hemiptera; Phylloxeridae
Product: dolichyl-diphosphooligosaccharide--protein glycosyltransferase 48 kDa subunit-like
Exons: 4
Cellular component (GO): oligosaccharyltransferase complex; endoplasmic reticulum membrane
Source: RefSeq, a predicted model, not a curated record